CAUAAUUUUAAACAUUAGACGUUUGAAUGUAUUUUCGAACGUAAUUUGACGUCAUCGUAGUAAAGGGGAUUACUUCCGAGUUAAAAGGUUCGAAACGGAUCGUUUUUGAUAUAACUAGAAAUGCGACUACAAUUUCGAAUUACCUCGUUAGACGACUAUUCAACUUCCACCGACUUUAGAGAGAUUUUAGAAAAUCAUCUCGAAAAGUGGAAGUUCUCUGUAGUACAAUGGAUCGAAGAGGAAAAGACAGAAAGACACGACAAUAAACCCGUAUUUGACGAACACGUGAUUCAAGUAGAGUGCAAAAGUAACCGUUUCUUUGCCGACGUGUAUUCCGAAAUGGACAUUUUGGCAACAUACUGGUGCAGGACCGAUAUAAAAUGUUGGUUAACAUUCUCAACCGCCAAAUGUUUUCAUCAUACUAAGAUUGCUUGUCACGAAAACAUCAUUCUAAAUAUGUUUUACUUUGGAACUCUCUGCUCACAAACGCAUUAUGUAAUACACAGAUAUGUGAAAGGAUUUCUGUCGGCAAAUUUUUAUCAUGACGUACGGAUGUUGGAAAUAAGACAUAAAAGGAAUAUUUACGACGAUAACAAUAAUUUAUUAAAAAUAAAAUAUUCGUCCGUAAGGAGAAUUAUUUUAAAUAUAAAGAAAGACUGUGCUUUACUCUUUUUAGAAGUGAAAUAUCCUCCCGUUGCGUAUUCUAGGGGACGAAGAGUUCUAACCUUAGAUGCCAUCGAUAAAGAAGUGCAUGGCAAAUCGACAGCCUUGAUGUUACGUAUUCAAGAUGUAGAAAUUGCUAAAGAAAUAGUUAGUAGAUUUCAUUCAUGUAAUAAUGCAAUGCCUAUUUACUAUGGCUGCAUACAAUUGGAAACAAGAAAAUAUUUGCCAUUGCCGACUUUUAAUUUGAAGAAUUUCGAUUGCACUUACAACUUAUACGCAAUACUUACUAGAAAUUUUGUCUUACAAGAGCAAACUAGAGGAAAUUGGAAAACAUUCAUUAAUCAGAUAGAACAGCAAUGCAACGAAAAUCCAAUUUACUUAGAGAAAGCUUUGGAGUAUAUAUUAGAUUUGCAAGAACGUGGUGUACUCUGCCACUAUCCACGUGCAAUCGAAUUGAUGUAUCAAUGGUAUUGUCAAACAGAUCAUCAAAUUCGUGCAAAAGAUAACGAAUAUACAACGCCUUCUGAUGCCAAAUUGAUUCGGAGAGUAGUUUUGACUCCAACAACAACUUUGUUUUAUCCUCCCGAAUUUCAAUUCAGUAACAGAAUGUUGCGAAAUUUUGAUUCAAAUUACGCACUGCGAGUAUCUUUUCGAGAUGACGACGGUAAGAAAUUGAGUGCGUCAGCAAAUUACAGUGAUGCUGCAUUAUUGGAAUUCGCAGUUACGAUGCCUAUGAUUGAAGGAAUAAAAAUAUGCGCAAGACAUUACAAAUUUUUGGCAUGGUCAAAUUCUCAAAUCAGAGAUCAUAGUGUAUGGAUGUAUGCGGAAGACAAUAAAGGAAAUAAUGCCGAUACUAUUCGAGCAUGGAUGGGUGAUUUCUCGAUAACCAAAAGCGUAUCCAAAUACAUGGCUCGUUUGGGACAGUGCUUUUCACAAACAGAAGACACAGUGAAAAUUCCAUUAGAGCAUCAUUACGUCAUUACAGAGGAUGAUAUUGAAGGUGGAGUAAAUCCUGUUACAGGAAAACCUUACUGCUUUUCAGAUGGAAUUGGCAAAAUGUCUAGACAAUUAGCCGAGAACGUGAGUAUCCACAUUUAUUAUCUUAAUUUAUAAUUACAUAUUUGUAUAUUUGUGUCUAUUAUAAAUGGUUUUUAGAUUUUGUUAUAUGUGAAUGUAAUAAUUCAAAAGUGGUAAUAAUCAAUAAAUAUAUUUUUGACAAUCAAAUAGUUAAACCCAAGUUUUAGUGCUAAUAGACAAAGAAUUUUUCAAAUUACUGUUUUAUUAUUUUUAUUCUGACAAAAAAACAAAAGAUACAAAGAUAUUACUUUUAUCGGGCUUUAAAGUAGGCUAUAAGAGACACAAUACAAUAUUUUGACAAUAUUCGCAAAGCUUUCGGAAACAGUUGGAAAAGGCAUUUUUUGAAAUCGUCUUUAAUAACUAAUCUCAGGCAGGCCCAAAUA
This is a messenger RNA of Centruroides sculpturatus (bark scorpion), 2123 nucleotides long. RefSeq lists its product as uncharacterized. The record is from RefSeq and is a predicted model, not a curated record. The transcript has 2 exons. Gene Ontology annotation, molecular function: RNA-directed RNA polymerase activity. The coding region runs from base 121 to 1776 and encodes 551 amino acids. Gene Ontology annotation, biological process: siRNA processing. Gene Ontology annotation, cellular component: nuclear RNA-directed RNA polymerase complex. NCBI's taxonomy places the organism in Eukaryota, Metazoa, Arthropoda, Arachnida, Scorpiones, Buthidae.